Leptonychotes weddellii (Weddell seal) is the source of this 1902-nucleotide messenger RNA. Lineage: Eukaryota; Metazoa; Chordata; Mammalia; Carnivora; Phocidae. The record is from RefSeq and is a predicted model, not a curated record.
AUGGCUGAGGUGGCAGGAGUGGGUGUUUCACUGGGGCCUGGGGUUGCCUGCUCCACGUUGCUGAGAUGGACCUGUGCUUUCCAGCUUCUGAGCCUGUGCUGUGGCAGGGGUGAAGCAGAGGCCAGGACAGCUAGGUUCACGGCUGUCUGGCCCUUCUCAGCCUUGGUCUGUGCUCACACUCCUUGCUGGGCCGUGGCUGAAAACCCACCCCCACUUCCCGGCAGCCCCCCUCUGACCGUGUGCUGGCGUCUCAAGCCCGAGUGCCUGCCGCUGGAGGAGGGAGAAUGCCAGCCCAUGUCGGUGGCCAGCACGGCCUACAAUCUGACCCACACCUUCAGGGAUCCCGGGGACUACUGCUUCAGCAUCCGGGCUGAGAACGUCAUCAGUAAGACACACCAAUACCAUAGGAUCCAGGUGUGGCCCUCCAGCAUCCAGCCGGCUGUCUUUGCUUUCCCGUGUGCCACGCUGAUCACCAUGAUGCUGGCCUUCAUCAUGUACAUGACCCUCCGGAAUGCCGCUCACCAGAAGGACAUGGUAGAGGUGGCUGAUUUUGACUUUUCCCCCAUGUCUGACAAGAACCCCGAGCCGCCCGCCGGGGCCCGAUGCUGUCACUACAUGUGCUGUGGGCCCGUCUUGCUGGACACUCCCUCGGAGUACCUGGAAGUUGUCCGCGACAACCGCGGGUUGCUGCCGCCCCUCUACAAAUCCGUCAAAACGUACACCGUGUGAGCGCCCCCCAGUCCCGUGUCAGCGUUAACCGACCGCCAGCCGGGCGCUCCAGACAGCGCGGCGCGACCGCCGAGCGGGAGGGGCGUGCGGGUGCGGGGCUGCCCACCCUGCCGGCCAUCCAUCCGUACUUCCAACUGUGCCACAAGCCCCCCUCAGCCCCACAACCCCCAUCUGUCCACCUGUGCAGUCCAGCCCCUGCUGCAAGCCCCUCUCAGUCCCGCCACCCCACCCCUUGCCUUUGAAGAGCCCCAGGCAGGGCCCCGAAGCUCAGCGGGGUCCCUCCUCCCUCCCAGGGCUGCCUGGCUGCCCCGCACCCAUUCUUCCCGUAUUGGCACUUCUGCCGUCCGUCUGGGGUCUGAGCUUCCCUCCCCCGGGUGACCCUGCCUAGGUCAGAGAACCGGGAGGAAGGUCACCAAUGGUUAAGGCUACAUCACAAAAGGUCACGCAUACAGAGACAAGCGCACGCACACACGCACGCAGAUACACACAUCACACGUGUCCCACAGGCGUCUCCGACAAUGUCCUCUGUAUCAGUUACGUUGGUUGCUAAAAGGACAUGGGACUUUCUCCACUUGGCCCCCCGCAGCUCCUGGGCCUGGCCCUCCCCUUCGUGCACCAGUCCCCGUGGCUCCUGGGGUCCAUUCUAAGGACACCCUGUUUCCUGCCUGCUUGCUGGGGGGAGGGUGGGGGCAGGGCUAACACUUUGUGGGUGCAGAGGGCUUCAUGAAGAGCGCCUUCUUGUCCUGAGACCCUGUUAACUUCCACUGAGGAAAAGGAGGAACGAGCCAGUGGGGAAUUGGGUUCACUGUGGGGGAUGGUGUUCUUGCCCCUCCGCAUGGCCUGGAGAAGGAGGCAGGUCUGGAGGGAGCCCUCGGGGCAGGGGGGAGCCCAGUGGCCCCGGGGAGGCAGAGCUGGUGGAGAGGGCGGUCCAGGUGCAGAGAGAGACCACAGUGAGGCCCCCCCCCCCCCGCACAGCCAUGCAGGAGCGUGAGGAGCCAAGGGGGCCUGUUUGGGGGGGAGGGGCCAGGGCUGUGGGGGCAAAGCUCUGUUGCCGUAAUCUUUGCUCUCAGACUUUGUGCAGACAACAGCAUUCCCGCUGUCGUGCAGCUCAUUCUCAUGAAAUACUGCCAUUACUGCUGAAUAAAGCUUGUGUGCUCUCAAAAUAGCCAAGCA